Eleginops maclovinus (Patagonian blennie) is the source of this 2618-nucleotide messenger RNA. Its product is annotated as indian hedgehog B protein-like. Gene Ontology annotation, molecular function: patched binding; calcium ion binding. The record is from RefSeq and is a predicted model, not a curated record. The transcript is spliced from 3 exons. NCBI's taxonomy places the organism in Eukaryota, Metazoa, Chordata, Actinopteri, Perciformes, Eleginopidae. Gene Ontology annotation, biological process: protein autoprocessing; regulation of gene expression; multicellular organism development. Bases 345 to 1574 code for a protein of 409 amino acids.
CUCUCGCUGCACCUCAUCUGUCCUGUAGUCGGUCUCAGCGCGCGCUGCGGGACACCCUCUGACCGCCGUGCCCAUUACGCACCGCGCGCCUCCGUGUCUGUCUGCAGCUUCUUCUCACAGCCUCGAGAGCUUUGAAGCCGCGUGCCAAGAUAAACUCACCUCGCCCUAUAUAUGCCCCUGCCUCCGCGUGCACUUGGGACAGGACCGGUCCGGGUCUCCAGCGGCGCACGGGGCACUUUUACGCGCCGGGAAUGGACACUUUGUGGGGCGCGGGAGUGAGUCCUGCUCUGGUCCCUCCACUUAUAUUAUAAAGGGGAUUUAAAGAGACACAGCGGGGGAGGGGGAUGCUGCUCCCUACGCUGGUUACGUGCCUCGCCGGGUGCGCCUUCCUUCUCUUGCCGGGGAGCGAGGGCUGCGGACCGGGCAGAGGGCACGGUAAGAGACGCUCACCCAGGAAACUCGCCCCUCUUUCCUACAAGCAGUUCAGCCCCAACGUGGCGGAGAAGACGCUAGGAGCCAGCGGGAGGUACGAGGGGAAAAUCACCCGGAACUCCGAGCGCUUCAAGGAGCUCACCCCCAACUACAACCCGGACAUCAUCUUCAAGGAUGAGGAGAACACAGGUGCAGACCGCAUGAUGACACAGCGCUGCAAAGACAAACUGAACUCCCUGGCCAUCUCAGUGAUGAACCUGUGGCCCGGGGUCCGGCUGCGGGUCACGGAGGGCUGGGACGAGGACGGCCAUCACUCGGAGGAAUCUCUGCACUAUGAGGGCCGAGCCGUGGACAUCACCACCUCCGACCGGGACCGCAACAAGUACGCCAUGCUGGCCCGCCUGGCCGUGGAGGCGGGCUUCGACUGGGUCUACUACGAGUCUAAAGCCCACAUCCACUGCAGCGUCAAGUCAGAUCACUCCGUGGCAGCUAAAUCUGGCGGCUGUUUCCCCGGCAGGGCCUCGGUGACAUUGGCGAGCGGCGAGCAGAAGUCCAUCAGCGACCUGCGACCCGGGGAGCGCGUCCUGGCGGCAGCGGGUGGCGGGGAGUUGAUCUACAGCGAAGUCCUGCUCUUCCUGGACCGUAACCCCUUGACCCGGACACUCUUCCACACGCUGCACACAGAGUCCGGAGCCCGCCUCUCGCUCACCGCCGCCCACCUCAUAUUUGUGUCGGAGGGGAACUGCACUGAGGGGGCGCUGCCGGCCCGCGGCCUCAGGACGGUGUACGCCAGUGAUGCCCGCCCAGGACAGUGUGUGGUGGUGCAGGCGGGUGGAGAGGGCCGUCUGUCUCGGGUCAGCCGGGUCAGCAUGAGGGCGAGCCGGGGUGUGUUUGCCCCGCUCACCCAGCAGGGGACGCUGGUGGUGGAUGGCGUGGUGGCGUCCUGCUACGCGGUGGUUGAGCAGCACGCCCUGGCUCACUGGGCCUUCUCCCCGCUGAGGCUCCUCCACAGCUGGACGGGAGCCACGGGGCCCCAACAGGACGGGGUCCACUGGUACUCACUGCUCUUAGACUGGCUGGGUAGGAUGCUGCUGGACCCGUCGCGCCUCCACCCGCUGGGCCUGGCUCAGGGCGACAGAUGAACGGCCAAGGAAGGUCACAUGGAGGAUUACUGAACCUUUUCUUACUGGGAUGAGCCCAGAACCAGGCCUAUAGGACCAUGCCGGACGUUUGGGUUCCUCCUGAGGCAUGCUGGGAGGCGGCGGGACGAGGAAGCGGUGACCUGACACACAUGAACUCAGAUCAUUACUAUAAGAGCACUCACAAGGAGCGCAAAAGAAGACUUAUUCCGUCCUUUAAAACUAUGAAACAACAAUUCCUUAAUACAGGACAGGUUUUAAGGUGUGGUUAAAGGAAGUACUUUUCCACAGUCACUGCAUUUCCUUAUAGUCAUGCAUAGAAACAGACAAGAGUCUUAACAGGGGGCUAUUACUCAUUCAUCCACACUUCAAAAUACACAAACUGCUCCAUGAAUUAACCCUGAAACACACCGAACACUUUAGCUAUCAUCGUGUUAUUAACGUUGGUAUUGAGAACAGAGAGUAUUCUGGUAUGUAAUGGGAUAUAUCCUAUUCAUUAACACAAGGUAACAUUUUAAGGGUUUCUUAAUAGGUUUUCUGCUUUGGCUCAAGAGGCAAAAGGACCUCAACACAUGGCAUGAAAGCCCUCCCUGCAACCUAAAUAAAGAAUAAAGGCACUUUUAUGGUACAAUGUAUAUUAAGGGAUGUUUUUACAUUGUUUUGGUACGUCUUAAAACUCUUAAUCUGUGCAGAUAACCUUUCACAAAACCCUUCAUAUAAUAGAAUCACUGCCUAAUAAUAACAACACCUUAAAUCUGUUUAUUAUUUGAUUUAUCAAAUAUGUAAAAUUUGUGUGUGUCAAUUUAACGGUGUUGAAAAUAAAGGUGAAAACGUGGAAUAUUAAGGUUGAAGAUAAAGGGAAUUAGUUUCAUAGUCAGAGUCUGUGUUGUAUGUAACAUUACUGCUUUAAUACAGAGAUUUUAGAAAAAGUUAUAGUGUAUUUAAGUGUUAUUUGUUUACAAAAAUCCAAUAAUGUUUAAGAAGUUAUUUUGGUUGAAGAGAUAUUAAAAGAAGAUUUAUUUUUUAAAUUAAAUUAUACGGAAAUGA